Strongylocentrotus purpuratus (purple sea urchin) is the source of this 2754-nucleotide messenger RNA. RefSeq names its product pre-mRNA-splicing factor SLU7-like. Gene Ontology annotation, cellular component: spliceosomal complex. The coding region runs from base 69 to 1934 and encodes 621 amino acids. The record is from RefSeq and is a predicted model, not a curated record. The transcript is spliced from 16 exons. Lineage: Eukaryota; Metazoa; Echinodermata; Echinoidea; Camarodonta; Strongylocentrotidae. Gene Ontology annotation, molecular function: pre-mRNA 3'-splice site binding. Gene Ontology annotation, biological process: mRNA splicing, via spliceosome.
CUUAAAUUUGCACGUAAAUCGAUCUUCUUCCUGAAGUCUGAUUUACUGCAGUCCAGGAGACCAGAGGCAUGUCUUCUUACCAAGGGACAACGCUGCCCUCUGUGGCAGCCCUGUCCCAGAAGACAGAGGCCCCGGAGAGCCAAGGGAGCAGACGAGAGGACUGGAGGAAGGCCAAGGAGUUGGAAGAGGCUCGUAAAGCAGGUACUGCUCCUGCCUUGGUGGAUGAAGAAGGAAAGGACAUUAAUCCGCACAUCCCACAAUACAUUGCAACGGUACCGUGGUACGUUGGGAUUGACAAACCCACCCUCAAGCAUCAGAGGCCUCAGAGGGUCGUAAAGGACGUGUCAGCGAUCAGCAAUUGGUACAAGAAAGGCGUACAAGAGGGAACUUUGUCUACGAAGUUUAGAAAAGGUGCAUGUGAAAACUGUGGCUCACUGACUCACAAGAAAAAAGAUUGCGUUGAGAGACCUCGCAAAGUCGGAGCCAAAUUUUCCGGGGAGGACCUGGCCCCCGAUGAACACCUGCAGCCCAACCUUCACUUUGACUACGAUGGUAAGAGGGACAGGUGGAAUGGAUACAACCCAGAAGAACAUGAAGCAGUAGUGGAAGAGUAUGCCAAGAUGGAAGAGGCCAAGAAACAGCUGAAAGCAAAGAAACUUCAGAAUGAGAUGAUCUCGGUCGAUAUGGAGAAAGAAAGGGACAGCGAUGAAAGUGAUGCAGAUGAAGACAAAUACGCUGAUUCUUUUGACAUGCCUGGAACCAAUUUUGACAGCAAGAGGCGAAUUACAGUGAGAAACCUUCGCAUUCGUGAGGACACUGCCAAGUACUUGUAUAACCUGAGACCCAACUCGGCCUACUACGAUCCCAAAACAAGAUCUAUGAGGGACAACCCCUCCAGAGAUGUAGGCGCAAACCCAGAUGAUCUGAAGUUUGCUGGUGAUAACUUCAUACGAGAAGGAGGUGAUACGGUUUCCAUGGCAAAGGCACAGAUGUUUGCGUGGGACGCAUCCAAUCGCGGUACCGAUGUCCAUCUCCAGGCCGAACCCACCAAGCUCGACCUACUCCACAAGGAGUUUGGCAGCAAGAAGGACAACUUCAAGAAGAGCCAGAAAGAGACCAUACUGCAGAGGUAUGGUGGUGAAGAGCACUUGGAGGCACCCCCUAAGCAGUUGCUGCUGGCACAGACGGAGGAAUACGUAGAGUACUCUCGACAUGGAACCAUCAUCAAAGGCCAGGAGAAGGCCCCAGUUAAAUCCAAAUACGAGGAAGAUGUCUUGCUUAGCAAUCAUUUUAGUGUUUGGGGUUCGUUCUGGAGAGACGGGCAGUGGGGCUUCCGCUGCUGCUACUCCCUCGUCCGGGGCUCCUACUGCACGGGGGCAGCAGGCAGGAUGGCUGCAACCGAAGACUCUGUCGUCCUACCUACCGAACCCACCGAUGCACUCCCUGGAAUAGAGGAGGAGGAGGAGGAGGAGGAAGAGGAACCUGUGAAAUCAAUGGUGGAGCAACACAAGGAGAAACUCAACUUGGAGAAGGAGAAGAAGAAAGAGAAGAGGAGGAAGAAGAAGAGGAAACAGAAGGAGUUGAGAAAGCAGAAAGAAAAAGAGGAGAAGAAAAAGAAGAAGAAGAAGAGGAGACAUAGCUCUUCAGAUUCAGAUUCUUCAGAUUCCAGCAGUGAUGAUAGCAGCGAAGAAGAAGAAGAACAGGAGGAUGAGGAAGCUAUCAGGAAGAGGAAGAUUAAGGAGGCCAUGAAACGCCAAGAGGAGCAUGAGAAGGAGGUUGACAAACUGCUUGCCAUGGAUGAGAGGAAGAGACCUUACAACAGUCUCAACUCGUAUGACAGCGUGAGGCAACCAACAGAGGAAGAGAUGGAGGCGUACAGACUCAAGAGAGCGAGAAUGGAAGACCCAAUGGCCGCUUUCCUUAAACCGUAUUAAGGAACCAGCCCUGGCAACGUACUGAGAACAAUAUUAGAAAGGAUGGAGGAUUUAAUGGAAACAUACAGACUCAAGAGAGCGAGAAUGGAAGACCCAAUGGCCGCUUUCCUUAAACGGUAUUAAAAAACCAGCCCUGUCGAGUAUAAUGAACAGUCCUCGCAACGUACUGAGAACAAUAUAAGAAAGGAUGGAGGAUUCUAUGGAAGCAUACAGACCAGAGAGACAUUGAAUGGAAGACCCAAUGGCCGCUUUCCUUACAAAGUAUUAAAGAACGGUUCGUACCAAGUACUGAUAACAAUAUUAGAAAGAAUGGAGGAUUCAAUGGAAACAUACAGACUCAAGAGAGCGAGAAUGGAAGACCCAAUGGCCGCUUUCCUUAAACGGUAUUAAAAAACCAGCCCUGUCGAGUAUAAUGAACAGUCCUCGCAACGUACUGAGAACAAUAUUAGAAAGGAUGGAGGAUUCUAUGGAGGCAUACAGACUCAAGAGAGUGAGAAUGGAAGGCCUAAUGUCCACUUUCCUUACAAAGUAUUAAAGAACGGUCCUUACCAAGAAAGAUGGCAGAUUCAGUGAUAGGUUUUGUCAUUUAGUGUCAUGAGCAAUAGCAGCAGAAAAUAGAUGGAUGGAAGUGUCGAUGGCCUCAACGAGUAUUUAAAGUACAAUCUCCGUGAAGUGUAAAGAACAGUCCUUGCCUAACAUUGAGAGCAAUAUCAUCAGAAAGUUGGAUGGUAUAGUGAUUGCUUUCCUCUUCUCAUCUUGUUUCAGAAGAGUAGCAAAAAAUAAGGAUUGCUGAUUGAAAUUUAUUUAUUUAUUUAUUUAU